Messenger RNA from Moesziomyces antarcticus, 681 nucleotides. RefSeq names its product zinc knuckle domain protein. The transcript is spliced from 4 exons. The record is from RefSeq and is a predicted model, not a curated record. Gene Ontology annotation, molecular function: single-stranded RNA binding; zinc ion binding; translation regulator activity. Gene Ontology annotation, cellular component: cytoplasm. Gene Ontology annotation, biological process: positive regulation of cytoplasmic translation. Bases 1 to 681 code for a protein of 226 amino acids. NCBI's taxonomy places the organism in Eukaryota, Fungi, Basidiomycota, Ustilaginomycetes, Ustilaginales, Ustilaginaceae.
AUGUUGCUCUUCGCACACUGCAUCGCAUUGCAUCCUGUGCUUUCCUCCGUUCCUGCGCACUUGUCCAUGCAUCGGCUCGCACCUGCACAACAGCCGGCCACAACGCCGCCGCUUGCCCUACCGCCGGCAACCCCUCUUGGUAUGUCGCCGCAGCGCUUGCCGCAGUGGAUCGCUACCGCCACAGCGCUUCUCGUUGCCCCUUCUGAUCUCGACGUCUUGACUCCCCACGACGACUGCGGCCAGCAGGGUCACAUCUCGUCGCAGUGCGGCAUGGAGGCCCAGCCCAAGACCUGCUACAAGUGCAACGAGACCGGCCACAUCAGCCGUGACUGCCCCUCCAACCCCGCCCCUUCUUCCGGCGGUGCCGGUGGUGAGUGCUACAAGUGCGGCCAGCACGGCCACAUUGCCCGCGCUUGCCCCACUGGUGGCAACGCAGGCGGCGCCUUCGGUGGCUCGCGCGGCGGCCGCAGCUGCUACAACUGCGGCGGCUUCGGUCACCUUUCGCGCGACUGCACCUCGGCCCCCAGCGGCGGCUCCGGCGCCGGCUACGGCGGUCAGCGCUGCUACAACUGCAACGAGACCGGCCACCUCAGCCGCGACUGCCCCAAGCCCCAGACCAAGAGCUGCUACCGCUGCGGUGCCGAGGACCACCUCUCGGCUGCCUGCCCCACCGCCGCCUAA